AGAGAGCUUCUUCACUGUCGCGCAUGCGCAAAAAACGCAACUUGCAUCGAACACUGAACCAUCUGACAAACCUAACACAAAUUGAUCUAUAGGAUUUUAGUAGUCACCAUGGAUAAAAUAUUAAAAUUCGGCGGUUAUCCCGCUGCGUAUGAUCCUGUGAAACACGGACCGUACGAUCCUGCACGCUAUUAUGGAAAACUCGAUACUUCGUUUUGGGAAUUAAAACUCAAAGAUAUUCCGGCCUGGUUCGGAAGACGUGAGAAAACGCCGCAAGCAUUCUUAGGAUCAUGUUCACGAGCAUUUUGGCGUUGGCAACACAGAUAUAUACAACCUAGAAAGGGUGGAAUUGCACCAUUCUAUCAUGUGAUAGUUAGCAGUAUGAUAUUCUUUUAUGUGAUUAACUAUAAGAAAAUACGUCAUCAUAAGAACUACAAAUAUCAUUAAACUUCCUCUACUGCAUAUAGUGUACAACUGCAACUACAUCAAUAGAUGAUUCCAAUAAAGGAAAUUAAUGUAUCAGUUGUAUGUGAGAUCAAUGUUUAGAACGUGUUAAAUAAAUGUUCAGUACAGGCAAAGGUA
Odontomachus brunneus is the source of this 579-nucleotide messenger RNA. RefSeq names its product putative ATP synthase subunit f, mitochondrial (gene ATPsynF). Lineage: Eukaryota; Metazoa; Arthropoda; Insecta; Hymenoptera; Formicidae. Gene Ontology annotation, biological process: proton motive force-driven mitochondrial ATP synthesis. The transcript has 4 exons. The record is from RefSeq and is a predicted model, not a curated record. Gene Ontology annotation, molecular function: proton-transporting ATP synthase activity, rotational mechanism. The coding region runs from base 109 to 444 and encodes 111 amino acids.